Schistocerca cancellata (South American locust) is the source of this 2820-nucleotide messenger RNA. RefSeq names its product peptidyl-prolyl cis-trans isomerase D (gene Cyp40). Gene Ontology annotation, molecular function: peptidyl-prolyl cis-trans isomerase activity; protein binding. The transcript is spliced from 6 exons. Bases 319 to 1398 code for a protein of 359 amino acids. Gene Ontology annotation, biological process: protein peptidyl-prolyl isomerization. The record is from RefSeq and is a predicted model, not a curated record. NCBI's taxonomy places the organism in Eukaryota, Metazoa, Arthropoda, Insecta, Orthoptera, Acrididae.
CUUUGAAGACUGAACACACUGUUGGAAUUUGAAUCUGAGAAAGUGUGUGUUUUUUGUUUACAAAAUUCGAAACUUGCUUGAUGAGAAGGUUUUUAUGUGUACUGUUGCGAAUGACAGUGUUUGCGAUGGUAGAAAUAUGGAAGAAUAGCUUUGUAGCAUACUACAUAACAUGACUCUGGAACCAGGUAUUAUGUUUUUGUGUGGAGCUAUCAAUCACCCUUGAAAGAAUAUUUCGUACAAAAUAUUUACAUUUGGCGCUUCAGCUGUCAGUGAGUGGUUCGUACUAUGUACAUAAUGAAAGCUUCACCUUGUAAUUAAAUGGAUGAGAACAAUUACUUCGUUUAUCUAGAUAUAACAGUCGGAGACGAAAAAGUGGGACGAGUAGUUCUAGAGCUCUUCAAGAAUACUGCUCCGAAGACUGCUGAAAAUUUUAGGGCGUUAUGUACGGGAGAGAGAGGGAUUGGCAGCACAGGCAAACCCUUGUGCUACAAGAAUACAGUAUUCCACAAGGCCAUUAGCUUAUUCAUGAUACAGGGAGGUGACACCACAAAUUUUGAUGGCACUGGAGGAGAAAGCAUAUAUGGCUGCGUCUUUGAGGAUGAAACAUUUGAAAGGAAGCAUUCGGGGCCAGGUGUAUUGAGCAUGGCAAAUGCUGGUCACAACACCAAUGGGUCACAGUUUUUUAUCACUGUUGUAGCUUGCCCACACCUUGAUGGGAAAAAUGUUGCUUUUGGUGAGGUCAGAGCGGGAAUGGGUGUUGUUAAGUGUGUUGCUGAACAGCCCACUGAUGAGAAUGACCGUCCACUAAAGGAUUGUGUGGUAUCUGGCUGUGGAGAGCUUUGUUAUGGUGAAGACUGGGGGAUUAAUGAGAAUGAUGGCACAGAAGACAUUUAUCCACCAUAUCCUGAAGACUGGCAGUUUCCUACCAAAGAGGUGAAUUACAUUGAAGAUGCAAUAGUGAAGAUAAAGAACUCUGGAAACCAUUACUUCAGGAAAGGAAACAUGACGAAUGCAGAAUCUAAAUAUCAGAAAGCUCUCCGGUAUAUAGAAUGCAGGCUGCGCUCCCAACCAGAAUGUAUCAACGCUGCAGUAACCACAGAACUAGCAUGCCUACAAAAUCUUGCUGCAACCAAGUUACGUCAGAAUGUUUACCGUGAGGCUCUAAUGUACUGCAACCGUGCUCUGGCACUGGAUGCACAGAGUGUGAAAGCACUGUACAGGCGUGGUCAGGCUUGGCACAGGCUCGGGGAUUACCAGGCUGCCCAACGUGACCUUGGUAUAGCAUUGACAUUGCGGCCAGAUGAUACUCUUAUUAAGGGUGAACUCAAAUCAGUCCAGCAGGAUGCUGUCCAUUACUAUAAAUCUGAGAAACGUCUCUUCAAGAUGAUGUUUCAGUGAGUGUUUGAGCUGCAAACUUGCAAAGUGACUAUUUCAGGGGUGACAGGUACAAAAAGUAAAGUGCAAUGUUAUACAUUUACUGGUGGACCAUACCAGCAGAAGAAAGUGGUAUAAGUUUUUUAAGUAAAACCCAUGUAAUUGUUACCAAAUCCAGAUGUGCUAAUUCUGAAAUGGGUUUAUCUUCAAUCUGCGAGACAAUAGUGUUAUUCAUUAAUAGGUAUCCCAUGACUACAACAGUGUUAAUUAUAAUUUCCCAAACUAAAAGCUUUGGAUAUUUUUAAAGAAAGGAUUUUUAUAUACAUGAAAAUAAAAUUACCAAAUGUUAAGUUAUGUUGCAGGAUGACUGACAUCAGCCCACCACAGGUAGGUAUGAAACUUUAAGCUAGUUUGCAGUCUCACCACCAAUAACUGUAUUAAUCUCUGGACACUAAAAAAAUUGAAUCGUUAUCUACAUACAGAAUGUUUGAAACUUCUUGCCUGAGACAGUUCAUCCAUUCAGCCUGGAAACAAGGGUUUCUACCACACGCAUGCUAGUGGGCUAGAGAAAAUAGGAAAGAUAGAGAUGCUGUUGUGGGAAGGCACUCGACUUGCAUUUGGGAGAGCUGCAGUUCAGAUCACCAUCCAUCCAAAUGUAAGUAAAUUGCUUAUGUCUUGUAUCAACUUCACUGCAGGUCACAGAGCAGUUUUACUAGAGAUACAUGGUAUACAUAAAGGCCUCUGUAAAGAGUCAAACUUGUUUGUCAAUUUCGGUGUUUCCCGCCAAGCAGGUGUGCAGUACCAACCAAAUUGGUCAAACUUAUUUCACUUUUGUAGAAGGUGUCACAUUGUGUGUAAUUGUGUCAUGAAGUAUUUUAUCGCUAGAGAGUAGUGUACGAUGUGCAGUGCAGGAUACAAAACUUUAAAUCUACACCAUUUGCCAGGUAUCUCAAAGUUACAGAUAAUAGUCCAGCAAUUAAUUGGUUCUUGUUUGAUAAAUGCAUAUGUAAGCCGUCAAAUUUGUUUGUAAAUCAAAAUUUCUGUCAGUCUGUUUUACAGAAACAUCAAGGAACACUUGAAAUUUGACACGUAGUUUGAUCUUCUAUGGGUCCAAAAGUUUCAGGAUGUAUAACUUCUCAUGCUUCACUAAGGCACCAAAGAAUUCCAAAUUAAACGUUCCGACUGCUCCAUCUGUCUUUUGAUCAGAGCACUGAUAUAUUUAUUCAAAAUUAUUUUCAGAAACAUGUACGAAUAAAAAUGCAGACAUGGAGAAAAAUAUUUAUAAUCUGUAUCUUACGAAAUUGUGGGGAUAAAAUUGGAAACGUGGGCUUAGUCAACUAGAAUGGUGUUGACGGACUGCUUAUGCACGAUCACAGAUUAAUUUAAAACAUAAGUUAUAAAAUUCUGUCAGAUGUGUAAAAAGAAAUAUAUGGUGAAAUGAUAGGC